Molecule: messenger RNA, 1470 nt
Organism: Dictyostelium purpureum
Lineage: Eukaryota; Evosea; Eumycetozoa; Dictyosteliales; Dictyosteliaceae
Exons: 1
Coding region: 258-1364 (368 amino acids)
Source: RefSeq, a predicted model, not a curated record
AUUUUAAUAAUUUAUUAAUUAAAUUUUCUUAAAAAAAAUAAUUUGUGAUACUUGUCGCAUUUUUAAAUUACAUUUUUUAAAAACAAAAUUAUUUUUACUUAUCUGUAAUUAGAUUGCUUAUUUUUUCAUUUUUUCAUUUUAUUGUUUCAAUCCUCUUUUUAUUUUUUAAAAUCAAUAUUAUUCAUAAAUUUGUUUUUUUUUUUUUCUUAAUUCAUUGCAUAGAAAAAAACCAUUUAGAUAAUAUAAAUAAUAAUAAUAUGAAUAAUAAUAAUAAUAAUAAUAUUAAUAUGAUAAACGAAUCAAUUUUAUGCUUUGAUUCAAGAAUCGAUCUUUUAAAAAAUGAGAUCCAUAAUCUCAAUUCUACUUAUCCAGAAGAGGUUAGCUUAAUAUACCCAACCGAUCAAUUAGGACCACUCCCAAAAGAAUUAACAUUAGGUGAACAAGUUGAUUUCGUCGAAGAUCUUUUUUCAUACUUAAGAUUAACUAGAAAUUCAAUUGUAAAUGAAGGAAAUCCAAAGUCUAAAAAUUUUUAUGACCCAUGUCCAAAAUGUAGAUAUCGACCGUGCAAAAUCAAAUUAAAGCAUCCAAUGUCUGAUCAUUCCAAUUAUAGUGACCGUGUUGAUCCAGAAUCACCAAGCUCACAUGUUUUCGCAUAUCUCAGGGGUUUUGAUGACUUCGAUAACAAAAGUCCAAAUGAAAUCAUGACCAAAUUUCAAAGAAAAAUGUCCAUAUAUCUAAACAAAUUUACUCAAUUCAAUAAGUUUGAGGAUAAAUGGGUAAUUGAAGAAUCCACCUCAAAUAACGAAAUUCAACAUUACAAUCAAUUCUUUAGAUUUCCACAUGUUCAUUACCCAAGAAUAAAGAAGUUUGAUAUUUUGGUUUAUGAUCAAUCUAUUAGAGUUUUGUUUUCAAAUUUAUACUUUGCAGGUUUAAGAGGUAUUAAAGAUCCAAUUUAUUCAAGUUUUAAUGAAUUUAAAUACGAUUAUAUUAAAGAAUUAAUGAAUCAAUCAAUUAUUAGUAUCCAUCUUAGUUUACAAGAAAUCAAAGAUCGAUUAAAGAGUGAUUUUCCAAAAUCAUCAGUUCCAAUUGAAGACCCAUCAACAGAAAUCGAUUUUGAUCUUUCAAUUUUUCUUUUUAAUGAUGAUAAUAAUGACAUUUUAAAUGAAAUAGAUCCAGAUGUAUUAGCAUUAGAUCAAUAUUUAGAAAAUUGUUAUUAUGGGGAUAAUUCUAACUUUAUUAAUCACGACAAUAACGGUUUUGUUAAUAACAAUAACGAUAUUAUUAAUGACAAUAACGAUAUUAUUAAUGACAACGACAAUAUUGAAAUUCAUUUUGAUUUGUUAGAAAUUAUUGAACAAGAUUAAAUGUCUGGAGAUUAAAAAUUAUCUUAUCCAAAAAUUAAUUAUAAAAAAGAUAAAAAUAAAUAAUGUAAAAUAAAUAAAAAGUUAAAAAAAGAAUAAUUAUUUAUCU